This is a messenger RNA of Acaulospora morrowiae, 489 nucleotides long. Lineage: Eukaryota; Fungi; Glomeromycota; Glomeromycetes; Diversisporales; Acaulosporaceae. The record is from the annotation of a GenBank genome assembly.
AUGUCUUAUGACUCGGAACAUUAUGAACCUAUGGGACUAAAAAAUAUAGUUUGUCAUUUUCCUAAUAAGGCACUCGAAAAAUGUUAUAAAUGCAAAAAAAGACAGAAUCUUACCUAUGGAUUUUGUCCCAGCUGUGAUUUCGAACCCUGGACCAGUGGUAAUCAGCUUGUUAACGAAUUCAUUAUAAAAAGGCAAACUCGUGUAGAAAAACAUGUCGCCCUUAAAAGACUCACUGGUUCAGAAAAUUAUCUGAAAGAAUUCCUUCGUGAGGUACGUCAAUCCAGAAACAAAGGAAUACCAGAAUGUGCUGAUAGAAAGUAUGGUUUUAAUCUUGCAACCGAAAUAAUUGGAGGCCUCCGCCUGAAGUUUACUGAAGAAACUCCAGAAAAAUGUCGUAAGAUUAUCAAUGCAUGCUGUGAUCUGAAACCUGAAAAAGCGACCAUCAAUGAAGGAGUUACGGCGGCAAUUUUGAUAUCGUACCGCCAAUAA